Molecule: messenger RNA, 1241 nt
Organism: Drosophila busckii
Lineage: Eukaryota; Metazoa; Arthropoda; Insecta; Diptera; Drosophilidae
Gene: Dus4
Product: tRNA-dihydrouridine(20a/20b) synthase [NAD(P)+]-like
Exons: 2
Coding region: 39-1241 (400 amino acids)
Biological process (GO): tRNA processing
Molecular function (GO): tRNA dihydrouridine synthase activity; flavin adenine dinucleotide binding
Source: RefSeq, a predicted model, not a curated record
GUUUACAUUUUCGGAAGUUAAAUUUAAAGACGAAAGACAUGGUGGACAUGCCACAGCACAGACCACAUCAUGAUAUUGGAUCGCUUUUUUCCGGCGCCAAAGAUUUUCUACGCGUCUGUGCACCAAUGGUGCGGUACAGUAAGCUGGAAUUCCGCAGACUGGUGCGACAGAACGGCGUGCAGUUGGCUUUUACUCCUAUGAUGAUUUCUGAAUCCAUAAACAACAGCGAGAUGGCCAGACAGAAGGAGUUCAGCAGCGCAGUGGAUGAUGAACCGGUUAUAGCACAGUUUGCAGCCAGGGAUGCAACGGAAUUUGUUACUUCGGCACAAUUAAUUUAUCCUUAUGUAGAUGGGAUUGAUUUAAACUGCGGCUGCCCGCAAAGCUGGGCCAAAAAGGAGGGCUUCGGUUGUGAGCUGCUGAACCAUCCGGAGACGGUGCGUGACAUAGUGCAGUGUAUACGCCGGACCUUACCGACAGACUUCAGUGUUUCCGUAAAGAUGCGGCUGUUGCAGUAUAACGACACUGCCACCUCUGUGCUUAAGACAAUUGAGCUGGCACAGCAACUGGAGCACUGUGGUGUUACAUUCCUAACGCUGCACGGACGCUUACCCACACAAAAGAAUCACAGGGAAACACUAAAUGUGGAGGCCAUGGCUGAUGUGCGCAAAUCUUUGCAAAUACCACUCAUUGUUAAUGGGUGCGUGGAUAGUUUAAAGGAUGCAAGGGAGUUACAUGAACAAACACAAGCAGCCGGCGUGAUGGCCGCACGUGGUCUGCUGGCCAAUCCGGCACUUUUCAACAGCGAUUAUGCACUGGCUAACAGCACACCCAGAGCUUGUGUGCAACAGUGGCUGGACAUUGCCGAGGCGGCUGGCGAUCAUUUAAAGUUUUCAUGCUUUCAUCAUCAUCUUUCCUUUAUGUGGAGCGAUGAAAUGAAGCGCUCUCUGCGUAUACCUUUCAACAGCCUUGGCAGCAAGUCUGAGGUUUUAGCAUUUCUGGACGAACACUAUGACCUACGGCCAAGUGAGAAUGCCGCGUCUAGCUUUGCGCCUUAUACAAAUUGCACAUAUAACCACUUUACGCCGCCAAGGCAUGCGCGACACAUUGCAGCAGAAGCUAGAAAGAGUGAAUGGGAUGAGAAUCAAGAUGGAAAAUUCUUUAGCGAGUUUAAAACGCAACAGUUGGUUGAUAACAACUCAGAAGACUUAGAAUUAGGCGACUUCUUCGGAGACGAUGAGUAA